Molecule: messenger RNA, 3685 nt
Organism: Paramuricea clavata
Lineage: Eukaryota; Metazoa; Cnidaria; Anthozoa; Malacalcyonacea; Plexauridae
Source: the annotation of a GenBank genome assembly
AUGGCAUCGUGUUACUAUGCAACACUAGUUGGCGGUCAGUGUGGACCUAAUUCGUACAAUCCUUCUAUUGUAGAAUGCGUAACAAUCAAGGAUUGUAAUAAGGACAUUUUAAACCAUUGCUCACAAUAUAAAAUUAGUAACGAUUGUGGCCUGUCUGGAAGUGAAUCAAUGUUACUUCUUGCUCGUGCAGGUAACUUCACCGAAUUUAAUGUUUAUUUUUCAUUCUUUGACUUUGUUAACUUACUGUUUGCAAAUUUUAAAGAUUGUAACUAAAACGUAUCGGUAUUCUUUAGGAAUUUUUGAAAUCGACGAGUCAUACAUGAAGAUGACAGGUGUCCUUUACAUCGAGAUUUGUAUGGCAUUCGCUGGAGGUGCAACAAGACCAGAUGCUCAAUUCGAAAUGACCUUGCAGCACAUAAAUCUUUAUCCGUCAAAGCUCAAUGUGGACUGACAACUUUAUUAUCAUCUUUUAUUUUUAACAAGACCAAGAUACUUAUUCCUGUGGGAACAGGUACGAGGUUAAUUUAUUCAAUACAUCUAUUUCCUGCGUAUAAGGUCGGCAGGAAACGUGAGAGAAGUAUGAGGAUAUUUUACUAUGCAUGCACAAGUAGUGCAGGUUUUGUUUUUAACUGAAUUUCCACGUUUUUUGUAGAAUGAAGAAUUUACUUAUACUAAACUUUUAGCAGCAAUGCCUUUAUUUUACAGGAUAUACAGUAUAAUGUAUACGUUAACUUUUUGCUUGUUUUAGGGAUAUGCAGGAGCUGUAAAGAACAUUUAGCUCAUCUGGCAACAGAAUGGAGAACUAGUAAUUUAGUGUCAACUGACGACGAAUCAAGUAACUGCUUAGAAUUAUCAACAUCUCUGCCGCAGAUUAACGCAGAACAGCCGGUAAUAAGAAACAAUUUUAACUUUAUCACGAGCCAUGAUCCAUGCACUACAUUUUAACAGCUUCUAUUCUUUAUUAGGAAGACAGUAAUACUAGUACGUCAGAUGAACUUGUUGAAGAAAUGGAUAAACUUGUACUUAACGAGACCAGGUGGAGCAUCUUCUCUCCAGACACUGCAAGUACUACAUCAUCAUCAUCUUGUGACGUCACCGAUGUUUCUUCUUCAUUGGUUGCUAGAAGAAAAAAGCUAAACGAAUAUUUGGAAGCCUGUAAUAUUCAUCCUUUGAAAAGACCAAUGUCAGAUUGGAACCAGAUAUCAGAGCGCACACAAGAACGAUACAUCCAAAAAACAUGUGAAAUUGUCUCGUCAGUGUUAAAUGAUAUUUCAUCCACUAAUGCCCCACAUCUUUGGAAAGGGCUUCAAACUUCCGGAAGAAUGAACAAAGCAUUUGGAUUAAGCCAUCAGCCAGCAGAAAAAGCUUAUUUAGAAGCCUUAGCCGAAGCGUAUAAAACCGCAGAUAGCUGGGAUACUCGGCGCCAAGUCUUAUCUACCAUGUCCGAUGUGGCUAAUUUUAAUGUCAUUUCAGAAUAUAUUCCUGGUCUCACACAUUACCGUUUUACUAUGGCUAAUCUUCAUCGACUUCAGUAUGGAAGGUGCUUUCCAGUUCCGUUAAAGACAUCGCCUCGUGUGAAAGUCUUGACUUAACGCUAAAGAACAUAGAACAAGCAAUCGACGAGUGCACUUUUUCCUCGGAGGAAGAAAGAGACGAAACCCUGUAUCUAUUCACAUCUGCAGUGAGAGCCAUUAACUUGUGGAAAGGCCAUCAACUUCGGAGUGUUCGACAAGACCAAGCCAGACUAGACGUGAUUAAUCUCCUAAAAGACGAGAAGACAGUGUACAUAGUGAAUGACUGGGCAAUGAAGUUCCUUCCCCAUCAAUACCGCGAAUCACAGUCAGAUUGGUUUGGGAAAAAGGGAAUCUCCUGGCAUAUCUCUGUCGUUGGCCAAUUAGAGUCUCAAGGCUUCAUUCAUAUCAUUGAAUCUUGUAGCCAGGACAGUGCUGCCAUUGUGUUAAUCAUGCAGCAUGUCCUAAAUACCUUGGAAACCGAGAAUCCGAAAUUGAAGAGAGCAUUUUUCCGCCAAGACAAUGCCGGAUGUUAUCACUCAGCCAGCACAAUUCUUGCAUGCCAUCACAUCGCCAAGACAACAGGAAUAAAGAUUUCAAGGAUUGAUUUCAGCUAUCCCCAAGGGGGGAAAGGGUCAGCUGACCGUCUUGCCGCCACUUGCAAGUGCCAUAUCAGAUUGUUUGUAAACGAGGGUAACGACGUUACAAAUGCUGGAGAAAUGAAAAAUGCCCUGUUAUCACAUGGUGGUGUCGAGGGAGUAAGAGUGGCUGUAGUACCGUGCAUCGAUGAUUCUUUCGUCGCUCAGCUAGAUAAAAUCCCUGGAAUAAGUAAACUGAACAACAUUGAGUUCAAAGGAAGAAAUAUUGUUACAUGGCGAGCUUAUGAUGUUGGAAAAGGAAAAAGAAUAAGUUUAUCGAAGAUCCAAGGUAACCGUGUAUGAUUUUCUAACACAUUCCCUGGGGUAAUGGGUGUGGCAAUAGACAUGCAUGGUGGACACUAAAAAGUAUGGGCGAAAAAGUUAGUUUGGGCAAAUGUAAAGGUAUCAUCCGACAAAAAUCUAUUAAAGCCACUACAAUUAUCUUUAAUUUCGCAUCAGUCGUACGACAAAUUGCCGUAUAAAGUGAGUGCCUUUCAUAGAAGGAGAAAAUUGUAUUAUGCAGCCACCGUUCAUUUUUAGGGCACCAAAGUCAGAACACAUCACUGAUCUGUUCGUAGAGUAAUUAUAUUCUAUCUUAUUGUUGUAGAUAUAACCUUUAAUUGGAUCACUGUCGGGUUUUCAUCUGGAAAUUUUAAACUCGUUAAAUCAACAGCCGAAAACACAAAGCGAAACCAGCAACCUGUGACUACUGAAUUCGAAAAGGCCGUACAAGAAGAGAAGGCAGAAGAUAGUGAAUCACCAAUUUACUCUUGUCCUCAAGAAGGAUGCACUCGUGUUUUCCAGAGGUCUUCUGCACUAGAAAAACAUCUUUCUUUGGAAUCCUGCACCAGCAUUCUUGAAAAGCAGACCAUGUUGGAUGUUGCAAAAGAAAAAUAUGCAUCCCUUUUAAAGGAAGAUGUUUUCGCGAUUCCAUCGAUAAGCACUUCUUGCAGCACUGUCGUUGCCGAUUCCUAUCCUGUUGCCCAGGAAGGGUGGGCACUUAAAGAAUCGACAAAAAGUUAUCGUUUCAACGAAAAGCAAAAAAGCUACCUAACCUCUAAGUUCAACAUCGGCCAAGAGACAGGACGGAAAAUGAAAGCGGACGUUGUAUCGAAAGAAAUGAGGCAUGCGCGCGGGGAGGAUGGUCACCGGCUAUUCGGUGUCACGGAGUUUCUUUCUGUUGAACAAGUUUCCUCAUUCUUUUCUCGCAUGGCUGCAAAGGUCCGACAGCAAAAGAUCACUAUAACGGAAGCAGAUGCUGCGGCUGCUGUAGAAGAGGAUAAUUUUCAUAAAAUGAGAAACAAAGUUUUGUCAUCGUUGCAACUACAACACCCUAUCGUUUUUGAUCAAUAUAAUGUAUGUGAUAUGGUGAAAAGUAGUACUCUGAAAAAAUUGAAAGUGGAUAUGCUUCAACGCCUAUGCGAAGAACUUAACCUCGAUGUUCCAGAAAUGUCUGGCAAGAAGAAGAACACAAAGUUACCUUACAUCAAGCUCCUAGAAAGUGCUGUUUCCGGAUGCUCCUGUAACACUGGCUGA